GUGCGUCCGGAUACUUGUCCUGCAGAAUCACAUGUUUGCUGACCUGAUAUGUGUGGCUGAGACUUGAGGGCUUUUCACUAAACACUGACCAGCAUUGCUUACACCCUAUCCCUGCACUUUGUGGAUUUUGAUUAGCAGAACACACUGUUUUCACCAAAUUUUUGUGAUGUUGAGCUACUUGGCAAAUUAUUUUCCUUUUGGAUAGGCAGCAGCAAAUUUUGGUUUACUGCAAUUUGGCUUCCUGCUCGAGGUCCUGUUGAUUCCCCUCUUUAAAGCUGUAAUUUGUAAAUGCCUGAACGUACAAGAGUUUCCUGCAACUUCCAGUCUGGAUAACUGUUAUUUAAAGAACAAACUCUCUUAUAAUCUCCUGAAAAGAUACUGAAAACUUGUAACAUUUCACCCUGUUGAAUUGAACAUUCCAUGAGCCAUAGCCUCCACUGGUGACACAGGAUCUAUGGCCGCUGCAGCCAAGUCUCUAUUUGGGGGUCCUGCAAAGAACAUCUCAUGCUGCACCUCAGCUGGGUUCCAGCCCGAACACAAGUGUACGAAGGAGAAGGCAUUGGGAGUUGACCUGAAAAGAAGAUGGAGCUCUGAAGAGCAAUACCACAGGACUUUCCACGCUGAAACGAGGAGAAGGAACUCCUUCUACACCCAGCAAAAAGCAGAGAGGGCAGCCAUGAGGGAACAUUUCCGUAGCAAAUACAAUCUGCCUAAGAACAUGCAAGAUAAGCAUCAUGUGAAGGAAGCAGGAGGGAACAUACGAAUGUCUAGAGAUGUUCGUGCAGUGAUCCAAACGGAGGAGUCUCCGUCUGAGAACUUCUCAAUGCUUGGCUUUCUGGGCUUUCCUAGCUUGGGUAACCUGAAGAAAGGAACACAGAAUACCAUGGACUCACUCCAAUCAGGGACACGAUGCUCGCUCAUGUGACAUUUCCAAGUUACAGGUGUCCAAAACAUCCCAAGGCAUGUCACAGUUAUAUCCUUGGUCUACCAUUCCUCGUUUACCAUAUGUGGUUCUGGCAGGCAGUGUGUCAUUCAAAGGCUUCACACAGCGGGCAAUCUGUCCAAGUAUAACAAGGAGAUUAAUAGUAUGAAUGUGUUUUUACAUGUUUUUUUUUUUUUUACUUUUUAAUUCAGACCUUGUAUUUAUACUUCGAUGGAAGACUGACAACAAGGCCACAAGUCUGUGAUCUUCUACAUCUUGCCAAAUUCAACUUUUGACCUAACAAAGGAGACCACCUAAUCAGAACCUAUGUCCUAGAAGUCUG
Pelobates fuscus (common spadefoot toad) is the source of this 1265-nucleotide messenger RNA. Its product is annotated as complexin-3-like. The transcript is spliced from 3 exons. Lineage: Eukaryota; Metazoa; Chordata; Amphibia; Anura; Pelobatidae. Gene Ontology annotation, biological process: regulation of neurotransmitter secretion; synaptic vesicle exocytosis; neurotransmitter transport. Gene Ontology annotation, molecular function: syntaxin binding. The record is from RefSeq and is a predicted model, not a curated record. Gene Ontology annotation, cellular component: terminal bouton; SNARE complex. Bases 455 to 925 code for a protein of 156 amino acids.